Messenger RNA from Aspergillus clavatus NRRL 1, 3093 nucleotides. Its product is annotated as basic helix-loop-helix domain-containing protein. The record is from RefSeq and is a predicted model, not a curated record. The coding region runs from base 1 to 3093 and encodes 1030 amino acids. Gene Ontology annotation, biological process: positive regulation of transcription by RNA polymerase II; SREBP signaling pathway. Lineage: Eukaryota; Fungi; Ascomycota; Eurotiomycetes; Eurotiales; Aspergillaceae. Gene Ontology annotation, molecular function: protein dimerization activity. The transcript has a single exon.
AUGUCUAUCCCCGGCAUGGGUAGUGAUUUUCAACUGUUCUCCGCUAUGGAGCCCCCUGAGAGGAGAGUAUCACAGGCAGAUUCGAUGUCAUUCGAUCAGACAACCCCAGAUGAUUCUAGCCAGGACUGGACACAAUGGAUGAGAUGGGAUGAUCAGCAAACUUUCCCGGAGUCCAGCAAUGAUUCACCUAUUUCACCAUUCGAUACUGCGUUUACCUCACCAGGUGCAUCGUCUGGACGACAGAAAACCGAUAGCAUGCAGACAGAAUUUUCCCCGGAUAUCUCUCUCGAUUACACAGGGCUGUCACUCGAGUCAUUUUUAGGCCGGCACCCAACUGGUAGGGGCUCCGUGCAGGCCAAGCCCGUGCGAGGCUCAAACAUCCAGCCCGCGCAAUCGGUGUCUGAUUCCCCCGGCUCACCGAUUGUUGUUAGUCGGAAACGCAAGUCCGGUAGUGACGAUGAUGGAUCGACUAUUACCAACAUCGUGUUCAGUGCUAAGCAGGUGCCAUCGAAGAAAAGAGCUCAUAAUGUUAUCGAAAAGAGAUACCGAGCAAAUCUGAAUGAGAAGAUUGCCGAGCUGAGAGACAGUGUUCCCAGCUUGCGGGCUUCUUCCAAGCAGGCAAAUGGCGGCUCGCCUGACGACGAUGACGACGGAAUCACUCCAGCAAGUAAACUCAACAAAGCCUCCAUCCUUUCCAAAGCGACAGAAUACAUCCGCCAUCUAGAGAUCAGGAACAAGAGGCUGGAGGAAGAGAAUACGGCUCUGAAGAUCAGACUGCGUCAGCUGGACAAGGCGGCAGACCAGAUUGUGACCUCCGCAGCAUCUGUUUCGUCACCGAGCAACUGCACAGUGUCCACUGAGUCCGGAGCAAGCUCAUCUCCCAGCGUAUUCUCUCAAGUCGAGGAUGUUGCGAGCGACCAUUCGCCGACCUCCCUCUACCCACCAGAAGGGUUAAUCAAGGUGCCAGACUCUUUCAAACGCAUGCGAGCUACCCCCUCUCGCGACAACUCAUUUUCACAAUCAUACAUUCAGUACGAGAACCCUACCAACAACUCGACGCAAGCGAGUGGGGGCCGUAGACGCUCCCACUUUCCCAAUAAAUACAUGCUUGGUGCCCUUGCUGGGCUUAUGGUCCUGGAAGGGAUGGGCCCGGAAAAGAAGACAGAGUCAACUGCGAAGGGGCUGCUGGCGGUCCCGUUGAAUCUGCUGCAUCGUAUUCCUCUACCACCACAAGUAUACUCCAGUGCUGCCUUUCAUUAUUUCUGGUCCUUGUGGCAUGCGCGCGCAAUUUCUCACUUUUUACUACUUGCGAUCCUUGUCGUCGGCAGUGCUUUCAUUGUCUUUGUAUAUCUCUUUAACUCCGACCCCAGACGCCAAUAUUCAGCAUCAAAGGAAACAUCUGCAGCGGACAUUGCGCUCUCGUCAUGCAACUUCAGACGCCAAGCUUGGCUGACGAGUAUCCAACGAGUCGGUGUGCCGCGCCACAGAUUUUUCCACGAGUGGUACGUGGUCACAUCCAGAUGUUUUGAAUACGUUUUGCGAUGUCUUCUCGGAUGGAAAUUGUACUCCUGGGUCACUGGUGUCACCGAAGAAGAUGAAAGGGGCCGUGUGAAAACUUGGGACAUUGCCAUUGACGCGCAGCUGGCUGGCGGUGACACCGAGAUCAGCAAAAGUCGUCUGGUGCUAACCAUCUUUGCGGCCGGUACACUGCCGCGAAGUCCCAUGAGGAUGAUGCUCAAAGCCCUUCACUGCCGCAUUCUGAUGUGGCGUGUUGGUGAGCCUGGGUCGUGGACAUUCAAGGUCUCGAAUGAUGUUGCCCGAAGUCUGGCACGUUAUCAAUGGGAUCUGGCGCGUGAAAUGAACAAUACUUUACCCCAGGGUCAUGAAGAUGCGCUCCCAAGACAUCUGGCUGCGUUACUCAAAAUCGACUCUGACGACGUCAUGAUUGAUAGCGUCAUUCAAAGGGCAGCCAAUCUGACUUGGAAUCGUCCUACUCAGGAAGGAACAGACGAUGAUGAAGCUUUACUAGAUGUUGUGGAAGAAGAUCCGGCCAUUCAAUCCUCCCUGGAUGCUCUUGCUGCUUGGUGGUCCAGCCAUAUGCUGCAGAGAGCCCUCCUCAGAUAUUUCGAGGUGAGCUCCGGCGGGCCUGAUGUGAAGAAGAACCGCCACAUCUUCAAGACAAAGAUCAAGACAGCCCUUGAUGUUGCUCCUCAACCGUCUGCAGCCCAUGCUCGCGCUCUGGUCGUCAAAGCGGUUUUCUUCGAACAAGACCGUGUGGUCAACAUCGGUAAAGUCCUGGCUGUAUUGCCGAAAGAGAAGGGGAAGACUGAGACGAAUCAGGCAUCCAAUUUCCUUGACUCUUCUCUGCCUAUCUCUAUCCGCGAGGAGAUUUCUAUCGCCGUUCGGUGUGCUAUGAUCGCUGCUAUAUUCACCGCCCGGGCGAACGGCGACACUUCUCUCCCGGCAGCCUUCACAAUGCAACGGGCUAUCGAAUGGUUCAAUCGCUUGCCUCUCGAUCCAGUGGAGCUCACCUUGCUCGAAUUUGCGGCAGUUUAUCAUCUUCUCCAUGUCUUGGCUUCGGAUGUUGACUAUCUGGGAUUCUCAGAUUCAUCGGCACCACCCUCACCUCUGUCACAAGCGUCGGAUGUGUUCUCUUCAGGCGACGAGAGCGAGUCUUCCCGGCGCACGAGACAAGGAAAUGAUAUUAUUCCUAACUCGAUCCCGAAUCUGGGCCGGGUUGCAUCAGAGCUUAUAUACUGGGCUCGCAAUGCGUACAACCCAGCUUUCUAUGGCUUCACCUCUAAUAUUGUGCGAGUUAUCGAAACAGAGUGUAUGUCAUUGUGCCAGAGCGCUGGUGUUGAUGUAGCCAACUACUCUCGUGUACAGGAAGAGAAAAAAAGCAACGUCAGGCAACCGAAAGUGGCCAAGAAAACCGGGCCUGUUGGGCAGCCUAGCGCUAACGAAGAUGGGAAAGAAGACGUUCUGGAUGUUCAAACCACACUCUCAGGAAUUCCGCAAGAUGACGGUGACGAUGGAUGUUCCAGGACUACCGGGCGGGCAAUCCAAUCUGGCGAGAGAUUGGAUUCCAGUUGA